AUGGCAGACGAGGACCUUAUUUUUCGUAUGGAAGGGAUUGAUAAUGCUAGAUCGACUACAGCAAACUCAGGAAAUUACCUUGAUGCUGAUAGUGAUGAUGAAGACAAUUAUUUCAUCUGUCCAAUAACUGAUGAUCCACUUUCUAACAACUCUGCUGGUAUCAAAGUUGACAAUUAUUAUAGCAGCUUAGCAAAAACUGAACAGUACAGUUCAAGCUCCUCUCCUAGAAAUUCCUUUAGCUUUAAGGAAGCCUGGAAACAUGCUAUUCAGAAAGCUAAGCACAUGCCUGAUCCGUGGGCAGAAUUUCAUCUGGAGGACAUUGAGACGGAACAAGCCACUCGUUACAGGUACAAUGCAGUUACUGGGGACUGGGUUGAAGAUGAAGUCCUCAUCAAGAUGGCUUCACAACCUUUUGGCCGUGGAGCAAUGCGAGAGUGUUUCAGAACGAAAAAGCUGUCCAACUUCUUACACACACAGAACUGGAAAGGUGCCUAUAACUAUGUUGCCAAACAAUACAUAGAGAGUGUGGCCAGGGAUGUGUAUUUUGAGGAUGUCCGGCUUCAGAUGGAAGCAAAACUCUGGGGAGAAGAGUACAACCGGCACAAGCCACCAAAACAGGUGGAUAUAGUACAGACCUGUAUUAUUGAAAUGAAGAACAGACCUGGAAAGCCUCUCUUUCAUCUGGAACAUUACAUUGAGGGCAAAUACAUCAAAUACAACUCAAAUUCUGGAUUUGUGCGAGACGACAACAUUCGUCUUACUCCGCAAGCUUUUAGUCACUUCACCUUUGAGCGCUCAGGACACCAACUCAUUAUUGUUGAUAUCCAGGGAGUUGGAGAUCUUUACACGGACCCUCAGAUCCAUACAGAGAAUGGUACAGAUUUUGGAGAUGGCAACCUAGGUGUUCGAGGUAUGGCCUUGUUCUUUCAUUCACAUUUCUGCAACAAGAUUUGCAAAAGCAUGGGCCUCGCACCAUUUGAUCUUUCAUCCAAAGAGAAAGAUGCCUUGGAUUGUAAUAAAAAAUUACUUGAAUCUGCUCAAACAAUUCUCCGUGGCACAGAGGAAAAAUGUGGCAGCAGCCGGGUGAGAACAGUCUCUGGUAGUCGGCCACCUCUGCUCUUCCGCCUGUCUGAAAACUCUGGAGAUGAAAGCAUGAGCGAUGUAGCAUUUGACUCCCUACCCUGCUCUCCUUCCUCGGCAACCCCUCACAGCCAAAAGAUGGACAUGCUUAAUUGGCCUGUCUUCAAUGAAUUAGAUAAUUUGGUUCACAAAGACUAUGAUCAGCUUGAUAACCAGAGGGAUUUUGAAAAUGGUGGAGACAGUGGAUAUCCCAGUGAGAAGCGGAGUGAGCUCGAAGAUCUGGAUCAUAGAGAGAGGGGCCAUUCAAACAACAACCGAAGAAAUGAAUCUGAUGAAGACAGUUUGGGAAGCUCUGCAAGGAUCAGUGUGGAGAAAUGGAAUCUCUACAACUCUUCCAGAGUCCACAUCCACAGACCGUCGUGUGUUGCCCAAGAAAUUCAGAGGCUUAAUGCGCUAGAACUUGAAAAGAAAAUUGGGAAGUCAAUCCUUGGGAAGGUUCAUUUGGCCAUGGUUCGCUAUCAUGAAGCUGGGCGUUUCUGUGAGAAAGACAAGGAUUGGGAUCGGGAGUCGGCCCUGUUUCACCUGGAGCAUGCUGCAGACUGUGGGGAGCUGGAAGCCAUCGUUGGGUUAGGACUCAUGUGCUCUCAGCUGCCACAUCACAUUCUUUCUGAGGUCACUCUAGAGGACACAAAGGAGAACAGAAAUAAAGGAUUUGAUUACUUGCUGAGAGCAGCAGAAGCUGGAGACCGGCCUUCCAUGAUUCUGGUAGCAAGAGCAUAUGAUACAGGUGUAAAUCUUGGUUCAGACAGAGUACAGGAUUGGAAGGAGGCACUGUACUGGUACAAUGCUGCACUGAACAUGACUGACUAUGAUGAGGGAGGUGAAUAUGAUGACACUCAAGAUGAGCCCCGGUAUCUGCUUCUGGCCAGGGAAGCAGAGAUGUUAAUGAUGGGAGGGUUCCACCUGGGUAAGGAUCCGCAGAGAUCAGGUGAGCUGUACACGGAGGCAGCAGAAGCAGCCAUGGAAGCCAUGAAAGGCAGAUUGGCAAACCAGUACUACCAAAAAGCAGAAGAGGCUUGGGCGAUGAUGGAAGAAUGA
Leptosomus discolor (cuckoo roller) is the source of this 2178-nucleotide messenger RNA. RefSeq names its product eukaryotic elongation factor 2 kinase (gene EEF2K). The record is from RefSeq and is a predicted model, not a curated record. NCBI's taxonomy places the organism in Eukaryota, Metazoa, Chordata, Aves, Leptosomiformes, Leptosomidae. Gene Ontology annotation, molecular function: ATP binding; calmodulin binding; calcium ion binding. Gene Ontology annotation, biological process: myosin II filament disassembly; response to differentiation-inducing factor 1; protein phosphorylation.